Oldenlandia corymbosa var. corymbosa is the source of this 760-nucleotide messenger RNA. The record is from the annotation of a GenBank genome assembly. NCBI's taxonomy places the organism in Eukaryota, Viridiplantae, Streptophyta, Magnoliopsida, Gentianales, Rubiaceae.
AAGAGGAACUUGCAGAAUACAACACUCAAACUCCACAAUUCCUCCCUGUGAAUUCCACCUCCCCCAAAAACACAAAAAAAAAAAAUCCCCAAAUUCCACCUCAAAUUAUCUUUCUCACUUUUCUCGCCUAUUCUCUUUCUUCUCUAUCUGGAUUUUUUUGGGUUUGGUAUGAUGAAGAAGCGCGGACGUGUAAGCACCGAAGCAGAAUUGCCGCUGGUGGAGAUUACUCCGGCGGCUGCCGUUAAUGCUCCGGCGGAGUUUGUGACUGCCCCGGGGAAGGGUGUUGGUAUUCCCCCAUACAUGGGUGAGUUUUGGAGGAACUGCCAUUAUUGCAAGAAAUUCAUUCGGGACAAUGAGGAAGUUUUCAUGUACAGGGACUUUUGUGGAUUCUGCUCUACUGUAUGCCGUGAUAUCCAGAUAUCAAUUGAUAAUAACCAAGAGUUGCUGCGCGCUCAAGCAAGUGGGAAUCAGCAGCAGAAGCGGGGGAAUGAGUUCAAGCGUCAGCAUGUCUGAAAAAUUUGUCAGAAUUCAGAAGAAGAAAAGAAGCAGUGGAUAGAAAAGUAUAAUAGGUAGCAAAAGAUUUGUAGGGGAAAAUUUUACUUAUCUAUAUACCUCAGGGGUUGUAAUGCAAUUAGUUUUAUUGCAUUAUGUGUUUGUUUGAUUGUUACUAUUUCGCAGCUCAGGAUCUCAGCUAGCUCUUGUACAUAGCUUUUCUAUAUGUCAGAACCAUAAACAUUUAUAUUAUUAGCUUUAAAUCUGC